GCAGUGUCCGGGUCUCCCGUGCCAAUUGGACAACUAACGCCAUUCUUGGUAGCAAACCAGCAUCCAAGGAAAUUGAGCAAUAACACUCCAAGAAAGCAGCGACAGCAUGAUCACUCACCGCUCUCUCCCUCCAUACAGCCUAUAUUCAUUCUUCCAAGCGACCAUGAUAGAGAUAUGAUGUCUUACACAGAGAUCCAAAAGUUUCCGUCAGAGUUCAAUCCACGACAAGCAGCAAACAUGCCUCACAAAGAAAAAGUCGACAAGUGGAUAGUCAACGUUCCAGCUUAUCCUCACCAGGGUAAGGAGACAUGGUAUAACGAGUGCUAUCCAUCGGUGGUGGAACUGUCGACUGCGUCGACGCCGGAUGAGUCAGAUGUCGAUUUUGCAAGCCACCAAGACAUUAUCGAGUUUCAAUCAAGAAUGAUCACUUUCCUCGUGAACCGCUCGUAUUACAACGACCCCACCGAAGAUAUUAAUCGAGGCGAGGAGUUCGAAG
This is a messenger RNA of Ogataea polymorpha, 496 nucleotides long. RefSeq lists its product as uncharacterized. The annotation marks the transcript as partial. The record is from RefSeq and is a predicted model, not a curated record. The transcript has a single exon. NCBI's taxonomy places the organism in Eukaryota, Fungi, Ascomycota, Pichiomycetes, Pichiales, Pichiaceae.